This is a messenger RNA of Alternaria atra, 2196 nucleotides long. RefSeq lists its product as uncharacterized. Gene Ontology annotation, cellular component: mitochondrial matrix; mitochondrial DNA-directed RNA polymerase complex. Gene Ontology annotation, molecular function: mitochondrial transcription factor activity. The record is from RefSeq and is a predicted model, not a curated record. The transcript is spliced from 4 exons. Bases 1 to 2196 code for a protein of 731 amino acids. Lineage: Eukaryota; Fungi; Ascomycota; Dothideomycetes; Pleosporales; Pleosporaceae. Gene Ontology annotation, biological process: transcription initiation at mitochondrial promoter.
AUGAUCCGCAUACGUCCCAUCAUACUGCGCAAUGCCUGGCGAGCGAACUCAUCCGCCAGACAAUGGAACCAGUCGCGAUCCACUGCCACGACUCCCAGCCGUAAGCCUGGACGCCCUAGAAGCAAGGACCAUUACUGGAAUGACGAGAAAUUAUCCAUAAACCACAAAUAUCCUUUGAGUGUGGCUGUCGCGGAUAUCAUACACCCCUACAAAGACAAAGAAGUGAAGCCGAAGAGGAAGAAAACGCGGAAUGAAAGCAAACCGGUAGUACAGGGAGGCGUUCACGUUAGAACACAGAUUGUAAGUCCCGACCUAUGCGAUGACGUGCUCAAAUAUGUCAGUCAUACGUUAGACAAGCACAAAGGUUGCGACAUCCUCGACAUCAAUCCUGGCGCUGGGCUCUGGUCGCAGAAGCUGCACGAAUACCUCCAACCGCGAAGCCAUGUGCUCCUCGAACAACGACAUGAGAAGUUCAAGGACUUUCUUGAUCCUCUCCUUACAGCACCCGACUCCAAGUACUCGCUCGUGAACGAAGAUCCACUCGCGUUGCAGACAUACCGAGACUUGGUUACAAACGGCGUCUUCCCACAUCAGACUGUGCUGGAUCCCGACGACCCCCGAGCACAGGAGCCAAAUAAUACACUGUUAGUCACAGGCUCCCUCGUUUGGGAUCUGAGACUCCCCGGUCUCGGUUUCGACUCAAUGGCGAAGCAGCUCGCCUACCAUUUCGCCUCCGCCGCGUGGACAAACGAUCUGUUCCACGCCUUCGGACUAGUGCGUACAUUACUCUGGGUGCAGCACGAUGACUUCAGCCCUAUGAUCGCCGACUCUGUAAGUAGCUUGCAGAAGACGAACCGUCUCAUGGAGAUGUCACAGAGCACGAACGUCUUCGUGGCUCCAGAGCGCGCCCCACGCAGUAAGGGCAGAGGCUCUUCAGGUCGUGACCCGCAAUAUGAGAUAGAAACUACCGUCCACGCUCUGAGGAGAGGGAGAGAGCUCGGCAUAGAGCUUCCACUACACCGGCGCGAUAACAUUCAUGAUUUUGCUGCAGAUGUCGAGCAAAUCUCCAAUGGCACAGGUAUAAUCAGUCAUAAUGAAAUGCAGGAUUACCUCCGCGAGCAACAACUAGCGGGCAAGAGCACCGUUGGCCUACUUCCCCAAGGCCUUAUUGAACAUUACGAAGAGAUGAAAGGCAUUACAGAGAAUUAUCCUGAGAUCGAUCUUAACCCAGUAGAGAUCGCGGGGAAGAGAACGAAAAGAAAAAAGCCACCUGCUGAUCACCCUUACAAGGCCCAAAUAAGCAAGUUUUACAAGGAAAUCGCCUCUACUGCCCUGACACUAAAAAACAAAUCGCUGGUAUCAACUGUUGCAGAUAUAGGGGAAGAAAUGUACAAGCUCGAAUGCAAGAUUCUCGGCAUGCAAGAUGGCCCUAAAAGGGACUCGGCAAUGACCAAGUUAGCCGAACUGGACCAGAAGUGGAAUCAUAGCAUUGAAAGUCAAAACUCAAACUACACAAAGGCAUCCGCAGCGGAAAUCGAUGACCGCCUCGCCAUACGCUCGCUGCCUUCUCCCCUUCUUCAAUGGGACGCCCGUCCUUUUGAGCCCCUCGUGAUGCGCAAAGAUGAGGUCUGGCCCCGGAACCGUCUGUCCCUCAUCUCUGCCGAACCCAUACCCAGACCCGUUGGCGAAUCCUCAGACUUCCACGAAUGGGUGACAGACUUCAUCUUCGGACUCUAUACGCAUCCCCAAGAUGGUGUCAACCAUUGCCUUGACAAAAUGCAGCACGGACUUAGCGAUAUCAUAAACGAGUGCCCCAGCUUGAAAGAUCCGAAGAAAGGUGGUCGGUUGCAAAUGGAACAUCUCAGGGUCCGGAUGCUGACGAAAGAGAUGAUCAUUGAGCUUGUGAAAGCGUACAAGAAUUGGCCGUUCAAGGAACCGGAUAGUGAUCAUAGUCGUUAUUUCAAGAACAAGCAUUCGGGACAUACGAUUAUUGGGUGGGCUUCGCAUGAGCAGGUGAACAAAGCGGAAGUUAACUUGAGAAUAAACAAACUUAAUAGCAACAAUACAGUACCACACUCGAAAGCGUCGAUUGAAGCAUCCGCUAAGAAGACAGUUACGCGUGAUUUCCUAAGUGUGGCCGUUAUUAGUGUCAAGACAGCCUACGAUUCGCAAUGCAAUACCGUAGUUUUGCAGUAA